Messenger RNA from Arabis nemorensis, 189 nucleotides. The record is from the annotation of a GenBank genome assembly. Lineage: Eukaryota; Viridiplantae; Streptophyta; Magnoliopsida; Brassicales; Brassicaceae.
AUGGGCGGAGGACAUGGCGGAGGUAUGACUUAUAAGGGAGUCACUGUGCAAACUCCAAAGACGUGGCAUUCCGUCACCGGAAAAGGCUUGUGCGCCGUUAUGUGGGCAAAGAAAGAUGGUCCUGUAGUAAUGGGAUGGAGACACCCGUGGGAUGGGCAUGGUGAUCACGGUCACGGUGAUCAUCACUAG